CACAAUCUUAGAGCGCACGCUUUAAAAAACCCGCGAAGAGUCGUUGGUUUCAAAUUCUCUGCACAUUUCGUUAAGCUUGGAAAGAAAUGUCUACAUGGAGUGCUGGAGAUGUUUCUACUGAAGAGAACAAGGAGACUGAUUCUCCACUGAAGCAUAUGAACCAUGAAUCAAGUAACUAUUUGGAUGCUCAGGAUUACAAUGAUCCUAGUUGGAGUUCACACACAUCAUAUGUAACAAUUUCCGAUGGAAGUGAUCAGUCAACACCGAAUGCUAAUUCCUCAGCGGAUGACACAUUCUAUCAGAGUAAUACUUCUUUAAACUCGUAUGCAACAGCAUUUUCAACCUUGUCAUCUACAGUCGAUGGAGGCGGAGAAAGCGAACCAUCCACACCAUCACCACGAACACCACCGCAACAACACCAACAAGAAGAUCAAGAAAUAAUUUCAAAAAAGAAAAAGACUAAAAUAACCUUAGUCUAUGCACCAGAAAAAUCAUCAUCAUUAUCGAGUCCAUUGAAUUCACCCUCUGAACAACCAUCAUCAUCAUCACCUGCUGUAACACCGACGUCAGAAGGUAAAGAAAUACGUAUUCGUUCAAAUUAUACCCCAGUGAAUGAGAUUGAUUCAUUAUCAACUACACAAGAGAUUACAUUAUCCUCAUCAUACACUAAUAAUGAUGAUAAUAAUUUAUCCGAUAAAAUUUUAGAGUUCAAAGAUCCGCCAAAUAAUCAUGAUGAUUAUAAUAAUAAUAACAAUAAUGAUAGUAAAUAUAUUGAAAGUAAUAAUAAUAUUUCAUUCAUUCAACAAUCUGUACCACGACAACAUCAAGAAGAUAUAUCAUCUACAUCUUUAGAAGGAAUAGACAAUUCGUUGAGUAGUGAACCUUCAGAGAAUAAUGAUCAAAGCAUAAAUUCUUCUAGUAAUAAUCAUAUUAGUAAUGAUAAUAUUGAUGCAACUUUGUCAAAUUAUCAAUCUUCACUAUUUAAACCAAUCAUAUCUUCAGAAUCUGAUGUGUUACCCGUGAAAAAUGAAGUGUCAACAGUAGAUAAUCCCUUUAUUGAUUCAAAAAUAUCGACUAGUAAUAUUACGGAUGAUCAUAAUAAUCGUCACAAUGCUGAUGAUGGUGAUGAUGCAUCUAUACAACCUAAUUUAUGUGAUAUCAUUGAAAUGAACUCAGGACAAGAUGAUGAUGAAAUUGUUGAAACCGUUGUAAAUAUUAGUGAUGAAUACCGUCGUGGGACAAUAAAUCGAUUCAAUGAUAAUAAUAAUAAUCAUGAUCAUCAUCAUCAUGUACCAGCUUAUUUAGAUCGUUGUUCACCAGCACAAAUUGUUGCUGUCACCGGCGGGGCACCAUCUGAUAUUAUACGUAAUAUUGAAGAAGAUUUAGACGACGAUGAAAUCAAUGCAAAUAAUGUUGAAAUUGUCGAGGUGUUAAAACAAUCUAAUAAUGAAAGUGGAUCAUCAUUUUCACCGGGUAAUACAACUGUUAAUAAUAAUAAUAAUCAUUCAACUUUAUCGACAAGUUCUAAUAGUAAUGUUGUUAGACACCGGGGGCAUACUUUAGAUACAUCGAAAUCUCAACGACCAGUCACUAUCAAUAUUGAUUUACGAGUUGUCUCUGAGUUAACUCCAAGUACCCCCGAGGAAGUGGACGCUUCAUCAGAACUUGUUUUUAGUAACUUUAUGCUUGAUAGAUAUAUGCUAGAAGUGUCUGCAUCAGCACAAGCAUCAUCAUCAGCAUCAACAUCGUCGAAAUUCAAUAAUUCACUUUCAGCAAAAGCUUCGGCUUCAAUUUCUAUUACAGAUACCACGCAGCCUGAUGACCCUGUAAGUCAUCAGUUUCAAUCGUUACCACGUGCUGAACCAAAUAGUGUUGAAGCGAUAGUCGCUCGUAAUUUAGCCGAAAUUGGUGAUGAAAUUAAUCGUGUCUAUGGGCCGAGAUUGGAUAGAAUGAUUAAAUUGUUGCCAGUUGAAGAGUGCCCACUGGAAAUGUUUUAUAAUGUUGCUCGAGUAUUAUUUACCCGUGGUCCAACAAAUUGGGGACAAGUGAUUACAUUGUUCUACUUUGGUUACCGUUUAGUUGUACAACGAGUUAAAAAUGGUAUUGCUAAUGCCUUUUAUCAAGUAUGUCGAUGUCUAAUUAAUUUCUGUCGACAAAUUAACAUAUUUGUUUGGAUUGCACAACAAGGUGGAUGGCGUAUUCUUCAAUUCCUACGCCGUGGCAGAGCAUAUGACAACGAUGGUGACGAUGAUACUGUUGUAGUAGAUAGUGUGAAUCAUUCGAAUUCAGUAGAUGUUAUUUCGCGUUAUGAGAAUCAACAACAGCCUCAUGACUCUGUAAAUGAACAACAUUCUAUGCUAUUCAACGAUCCAUCCUUCCUUGUCCCCUUAGUUCUAACAAGUACUGGUUUUGUUGUCAUAGCUGUUGCUCUUUGGAUCUAUUUGCGCCGUCGAUGAAAUCUCUUUUUGUUUUGCUAUGGAGUUUUUCAUCAAAUCAUCAGUCCAGUUAGUUUUGUAUUUCCUUCUAUUUUAUUCCCGAAUAAAAAGCACUUAUGCUUUUAUCUUUCCUUCUUCUUUUUUUUAGGAAAAAUACCCUUUACUCACUACAUUUGUUAUUAUUAUUAUUAUUACUACUACCCUUCAGUUACAACACCUUAUUAAUAUGUUGUUAUAUUGUUACAUUUUAGAACAUAUGGUUGUAUAUUUUAUGUGUGCGAGUAUGUUUCAGUCGAACUGAAGUGUUACUUUUCCUCUCUUUUUUUGAUCCUGGUGAAAUUUUCAUCAUUAUAAUAUAUUAGCCUUUCUAUUAUUAGGAU
Messenger RNA from Trichobilharzia szidati, 2815 nucleotides. Lineage: Eukaryota; Metazoa; Platyhelminthes; Trematoda; Strigeidida; Schistosomatidae. The record is from the annotation of a GenBank genome assembly.